UUAUUUUUAUACUAAGACUUGUCUAAGAUUCAAUAAUUAUUAUUCUAAGAGUAUGUGAACAAAAUAGCAUAAACAUUAUUUGAUAUUUUCAUUGUGAUAUGACGAAUAAAUAAAAUUAAUACUAAUUAGCGUUCCAUACGAAUACAUUAUAUCAAUACCACACUACUACAUAACAAAGCUCCUGUGUAAUAAUGUAUUGGACCUUUAUUCAAAAAAGUCCAUUAAACGUUUAAACGAAUCAUUAAAAAUGUGAAAAUAAUAAUGUUCACCCACUCUACUUGAACCUACCCCGGUUAUUAUUAUGUAUACAAAAAAUAAUCUUAUUUUAUAAUCUUGUUUUUUUCCAUUCUGUAUGAAACUUAUACUGUAAAUUAUAUAAUAUUAUUUUAUUCGACAGCUAUUUCAGAAAAUACUGCAUAUCGUUGCAGAGCGACCAAUUAAUAAUUAUUCAACUUUGUUUAAUUGACAAUUAUACAAAGUUAAAUAUUAUAAUAUUGUAUAAAUAUAAGACAAUAUACAAUCAGUUGCAUGUGUCAUUCUUCGUGUUCUUUGUCACAAGAUAAACCCAUCAUUUAAAAUGAAUUGAUCAACUAUUUAUAAAAUAUCCGUUUUCCUAAAUACGUGUCCUUGUCUUUCUUCCCAGUUUUUCGUUCCGCCACAUGAGUAUAAUAAUACACCAUAUAGGUACUCUAGGAACUGAUCGCAACCAUUCUUUUUAUGUCAACUCAUUUCGGCACCAAAAUGUCACUCAUCACUGACCUAUAUUCUGUAUAAGGUGACAACAUAUUUUGCUAUUCGCUUGUUCGGUAACGUUAGCCAAAGUACAGACUACUACAUGGUGUACUUAGUUUAUAGGAAAUUUGACAGUAUAAUACUUAUAUUUAAUGCUAAAUAUUCAUAAGCGUAUAAAUUAUAUUUUAAUGUUCAUAUUAUACAAAUACUAUAAUUGUUUUGUGCAAAAUAUUCAUAGCGAGUUUGUACAGUUUAUAAUGUCAACAAAUGGUUACUAUGACUACUUAUAAUAUGGUCAAUAUGUGUAAGAUUAUUGACCCCAUAUUUUCGUGCAGUCUUAAGACGGAACAGUAUCGUGUUUCUUUGUAUGACUUAAGGUAUCGUAGUUGUUUUCUUUUUGUAGCCAGAUAAACAAAUAUAUUUUCAUGAUCGAAAAUAUUUUUCUACCGACAUUAAUAUGGUAGUGAAAUCGGUAUCAUUAGUCGAACUGAAAAAACAGCAAUGGGCAAAAGAAAAAGAAGAACUCGUAAGACUUAAUGGAUACUGGAAAAAUCCAAAAACACCGAUUGUUUUCAACGAUCAAAGGGACCAUAUUAUUAAUAAGGAAGUACAGCGUUUUAAUGAAAAUGAUCGUUAUGUCUUAAGCAAAGAUAUUCAAUCCCAAAAUAAUUUAAGUUUUCCCCCGAUUUCACAUGAAAAUCAAAAACAAAAUGUACAGAACAAUAUUUAUAUCAAUAAAAUGGAAAAAAAUUUAAAUAACAAUAACCAAAACGGAGUAACGGAUGAAUUCAAACCGAAAAGUACUCACACUAUCUUAAAUCGAACGUAUACAAUAUCAAAAGAAAACAGUGUUAGUGUACAAGGCACAUUAGAAAGACAAAAAUGGGAUAAACAGUGUAACGCUUUAAAUUCUCCAAACUUCAAUUCAAAUGAGAGAAAGUAUUUUACAAAUGAAAACAAUAAUGAAACACCGGCUUGGAUUGAGUAUUCACCAGAAAAACCUUCUACUCUCAAUGAAAAUGGAAAAGCACAGCCUGAAGGAAUUCGCAAAGUUCCGGAUUUCAGAGGCAGCUCUGAUACAUUGUGUCCAUUAGAUUCGAACAAUGUUAAUAACAGGACUUACUUGUUGGGCCAAAAUAUUCCAUUAACCACAGAAGAGUUGGCCGCUAGAGAAAUAAAGAGACAAAAAGCAAUAGAACUUCAAGAAGCGAUUAAACAACAGUUAAGAGAAAGACAGUUAAAAAAAAGAGAAGAAAUCGAAAAGAAAAAACAGGAUGAUUUGGCCGAAGAACGACGAAUACAGAAACAGCAAGAAAUCGAAAGAAAACGAUUAGAAGAUGAAUUUAGGCGACAGAGAGAAAAAGAAUUGUGUGACGAGCGCAAAGCCAAAGCAAUGCAAGAAGUUUUGGAAAAUGCUCAAAAACAAGCAAAGGAAGACAAAUCAAAAAACAUGCAAAAAAAACGUCAAAAUCAAGAUGAAAUAAAAGAAGAAAUUCCAGAAAAGGUUGUUGGCAGUAACGACGAACAUAUAACUUGCUCAGAACUUCCUACACGAGAACAAAACGUAUCGGAACUACCAGUAGAGCAACUAAAAGAAAUUUCUAAAUCACCGGAAGUCGACUCAAUACUUCAGACUUCACUUUCUCCGACCAAUCGUCAAAAAUUAAUAACACCUAGCAAAUUUCGGAGUCAAACUACUAGUGUUGCAAUACAAACGGAGUUAUUAAAAAAACCAAAAACGAUUGGAAAUGUUUUCCAAAAAUCGAUAGAUUUGGACAAAAGACCGAAGUGGGGAGUGAACAGACCAGAAGUCCAGUACAUCAAACAAAGUGCCAAAGAUCCCAAUUAUCAAUUAAAAUUGAAACAAAAAUCUUCGUGGAGCAGACGUACGAAUAAUACCGAUUCGGCAAAAAGUCAAUCAGAUAUUAUUAACGGACGAGCUGGAAACUAUUCGUUACCAGAUAAUUAUUCCAAAAAAAUGUCUGCAUAUGGCCGACCAAAUUUUGCUGAAAUGAAUAUGAGCAAAGGAGUUUCAAAUAAAACACCUUUGAUGGAUAGUAUAUCGGUUAGCGAUGUGCUAUAUCAGUUAUCUUCAUUGCGAAAAGUAUUAGAAACCAAACGAAAACAUUGGAAGAGUGUUAUUGCUGACGAAUCCCCGUCUUCGGAUUCUUCAUGAUUUAUUACAAUAAUAAAUCAUACAAAUUAUUAUUUAAAGAGUCGAUGACACAGUCGAAAAAAUGUAUUAUCAAUUCUUUUUCCCAUUAAUAUUUAUUAAAAGAUUUUUUCAAAAUAUUUACAGUGAAAUAAUUGCUUGAAAUAUUAACGUAAAUAAAUUACUAAAAAACUAAAAAACUU
This is a messenger RNA of Sipha flava (yellow sugarcane aphid), 3087 nucleotides long. Its product is annotated as bromodomain-containing protein DDB_G0280777. Gene Ontology annotation, biological process: cilium assembly. Gene Ontology annotation, cellular component: cilium; microtubule. Gene Ontology annotation, molecular function: microtubule binding. The record is from RefSeq and is a predicted model, not a curated record. Lineage: Eukaryota; Metazoa; Arthropoda; Insecta; Hemiptera; Aphididae.